GCGACAAACAAAAUUGAUUGCUCAGUUUCUUUUAGUUGGUUUACCUUUUCUAUUUUCCAUUUUCUGUUAUUCAUAUUCAGUUUCGUUCCGGAAGUCUUGGUUGGCGUUACGAUUUUGGAAAACUCACGGUUUAAUAAAAUAUUAGCAAACAGUAAUAAUAAGAUGACUUUACAGUUGCAAAUUGAAAAGCUCAAAGGACUCGAUAACUAUAAAGCUUGGUCGAUGACAGUGCGCGCCUAUCUUGAAUCCGAAGAUUUGUGGACAGUUGUGGAUAGUGGUCCUGAGAAUAAUGAAGAGUCUCUACUUAAAGACAAACGGGCGAAAUUCAUCAUUUUAUGUCUAAUCGAGACAAAGCUUUGCCAAUUUAUGGUCAGCAUACGAACAGCCCGCGACUUGUGGAACUAUCUGCGAACUCAACAUUCCCUGCGCUAGGGCAAACUUAAGUAAAAAUUUCUAUUAUGAGCAAAUCAAAUAAUAAUUUAAUUAUAAAUUUAUCCAUUUAUAACAUUGUAACUUAAGAUAUAAAUUAUUUACUCACUGUUUCCGGCACUAUGAAUUAGAUUUUACGUUGAAAUUCUGUGAAAGCUACCUUAGUUUUAGUUGUGCUUACACGUAUAUGAGGUGUACGCUUCUUAUUACCAAUAAAAAAUGA
This is a messenger RNA of Ceratitis capitata (Mediterranean fruit fly), 652 nucleotides long. RefSeq lists its product as uncharacterized. The record is from RefSeq and is a predicted model, not a curated record. NCBI's taxonomy places the organism in Eukaryota, Metazoa, Arthropoda, Insecta, Diptera, Tephritidae. Bases 163 to 432 code for a protein of 89 amino acids. The transcript is spliced from 2 exons.